Molecule: messenger RNA, 1383 nt
Organism: Aspergillus uvarum CBS 121591
Lineage: Eukaryota; Fungi; Ascomycota; Eurotiomycetes; Eurotiales; Aspergillaceae
Gene: cia1
Product: iron-sulfur cluster assembly protein CIA1
Exons: 3
Coding region: 46-1269 (407 amino acids)
Biological process (GO): iron-sulfur cluster assembly
Cellular component (GO): cytosolic [4Fe-4S] assembly targeting complex
Molecular function (GO): protein binding
Source: RefSeq, a predicted model, not a curated record
CGAAAAAAAAAAAAAACAACAACCGAAAGCAACAGCGCAAGCAAAAUGCCGAACCCCCCCACCCCCCCACCAUACACCCUCACCCCGCUCGCAACACUGGACCCCCCCUCGCAAGAGCGCACCUGGCAAACGGCCCCGCACCCGCGCCUCCCCAUCGUCGCGACCUGCAGCGCCGACAAGACCAUCCGGAUCUACUCGCUCACCAAUUUUCGGUUGUUGUCGACCAUCACCGGCGGCCACAAGCGCAGCGUGCGCACCGCGGCGUGGAAGCCGCACGUCACGGGAGAGAGCGUGCUGGCCAGCGGGUCCUUCGAUGCGACGGCGGGGAUCUGGCGGCGGUGGGAUAACUACACCUCCUCCCAAAUCCAAUCGCAAUCACAGGGGAAUGAGGAUGGGGACGCAGCGUGGGGAACAUCCCCCGCCCACCCCGACCCAUCCGAGGACAUCCCCGAGGCGGAAGACGACGACGAGGAAUGGCGCUUCGCCGUGCUCCUGGACGGCCACGACAGCGAGGUCAAAUCCGUAGCGUGGUCCGCCUCCGGCCUGCUGCUGGCGACCUGCUCGCGCGACAAAUCCAUCUGGAUCUGGGAGGAUUUGGACGACGGGGACAAUAACUUCGAGACCGUCGCGGUCAUGCAGGAGCACGAGGGCGACGUCAAGUGCGUCGCGUGGCAUCCGGCGGAGGAGUGCUUGGUCAGUGGCAGUUACGAUGAUACGAUCCGCGUGUGGCGCGAGGAUCUGGAUGAUUGGGGCCAGGUGGCUUGUUUGCGGGGGCAUGGGGGCACGGUUUGGGGGUACAGGACGUUGUCGGGGCCCAGGAUUAUCUCGUGCUCGGAUGAUCGCUCCGUCAGGGUGUGGCGGCGGCAGCCGAAGUUGGGCAUGACGACGGAGUUGGGCCCGGGGAACAUGCCGAGUAUUAUUCGGCCGACGGGGUUGGAUGAGGUCUGGGAGGAGGAGGCUGUUUUGCCCGCGGUGCAUGAUUUGGCCGUCUAUUCGGUGGCUUGGAGUCGGAGGACGGGCUUGGUGGCUUCGGUUGGGGCGGAUGGGAGGGUCGUGGUUUAUGAGGAGAGGCGGGCCUCGCUGUCGUUGCUCCCCCCGACGGAAUGGGUGGUCGUUGCACUCCUCAAUGGGGCGCAUGGCAUCUACGAGAUCAAUCAUGUAGCGUGGGCGAAGCGCGCGGAUCGGGGUCGCGAUCCCUCCAAGGAGGAGGAGGUCCUGAUCACCACGGCUGAUGAUGGCAGUGUCAAGGUGUGGACGGUGCAGCAGUGAUCGGUGCAUGUGUCAUAGGUCAUAGGUAUAGACUUCGAGUAUAGAGAAAAGUCUCUGCUAAGAGCAUAGAUCCUCCCAGCUAUACAGCACAGUGAAAGCACAAAAGAACAGUCC